AUGUCAGGUCCAGAGAAAGGAAAGAAACCUUCGUUUCUUUCAAAAAUUGAUAAAAGUCACUCUAGUAAUUCUCAUGUUGCAGCUCGUGAUGAAUCGGACUCUGGUUCUGAUUUAGAGUUUGAAGCUGGACGUUCUAAUAAUUUGCCAUCUUUCAAACAGCGGGAUGCUGCUGAGGGUUCCAAGAGCAAACAAUUAAUCGAAUUAGAUGCUGCAAGGACCAUCAGACAUACAUCUGCUAAUUAUCAGGAUGAUGGUGAGGACGAUGGAGAGCUGGAUAAACAUUAUCAGGAAAAAGUAGCUCGUUUUGGUGGACAUAGAUCGUCUACUUCGUCAUCAGAAGGAGAAUAUAAGAAUGUGCGGUUCAAAUCCAACACGGAAGAGUAUGAAGAUGACAAGUCAAAUAGAUCUUCACAUUCCUCGAGGUCGUCUGAUGAUGAGGACAAACUUGACCACUUUAAGCAGUUUUUCCAUAGAGGAGCCUCCCAGAAACGUGGAAUGAGGAAUUUGAAUGGUGAUGAUGAUGAAGAUGAUGAUGAGGAGAAAGGUGUUCUAUCCAAGUUUAUUAACAACUUCUCACAGAAUGGUGGAUUAGCACCGGGAUUUUCCACUGAGAAACAGAAAGAGAACGAUGAUAUUGAAAAACAGGCAGAGGAGAAUGACAUUCCAAUGGUUGAUUUCAGUGAAGCGGCACAGCAAAUCGUGCAUGCACAUUCUGGUUCCAAUGAAAAGCAGACGUUGACUGCACCCGAUAGGACAGCUUCCGAUGGUGAAACGGCCUACGAAUCGGGAUCUCAAACGCCAACUAGUCACUCUUCAUUCGUGGCAGCUCCAAUGGAACAUUAUAUUGAAGGUGAACAGGGUGAUGACGAAGCUUAUGGGGACGAUUACGAUCCGUUUGUCGAAAAUACCGCUUAUGUGGCCCCACCUACUAAAGUUAGAGGCGGUGUUCUUGGUUCUCUGUUGAAAAUGUACCAAAACGAAGAUCUCAAUUCUACCUAUUCCUCUGUUUCGCUCAAUGACUCUGAUACUGCAACUCCUGCGCUAACUCCAACUAGCUCAAGGCUAAAGUUACCAAAGGCAAACAAUCUAAAGAAACUGAAUCCAAUUCGUAAGAGUAAUGCUGAACUAGGAGAGGGUUCUAAGAGUGAUUUACCAUCUUUCAAAAAUACCAGACCAAAAGGUAAGAAGUCUAGAAUCCCUAAGUUUAAGAAGAAAAUGGCUACUGAGGCAAGAAUUACAGUGCAUAUUGCAGAUCUUUUGCAAAGACACAGAUUUAUCCUGCGGAUGUGUAAAUCUCUGAUGCUUUAUGGUGCCCCUACACACAGAUUGGAAGAAUAUAUGAUUAUGACUUCCAGGGUUCUCGAGAUCGAUGGACAAUUCUUGUAUCUACCCGGUUGUAUGAUUGUUUCGUUCGGUGACGCAACGACGAGAACUUCUGAAGUUCAGUUGGUCAGAUGUGCUCAGGGCUUAAAUCUAUGGAAACUACAUCAAGUGCAUACUAUCUAUAAGAGAGUGGUUCACGACACAAUGAGUGCAGCAGAAGGUAACGUUAUCAUCGACAAGAUCCUGCAGGACAAGAACUUGUAUCCACCUUGGGUUUGUGUGUUUUUAUAUGGAUUUUGUUCAGCUACGGUCACACCUUAUGCUUUUGGUGGUGAUUGGAUCAACUUGGCCAUCUCUUUCUUCAUGGGUUCCUGUGUCGGUGCUUUGCAAUACAUUGUCUCACAACGCUCUAACAUGUAUUCAAACGUUUUCGAAGUCACUGCAUCCGUUGUGGUGAGUUUCUGCGGUAGGGCCUUCGGUUCUAUUAAACACGGUAUUUGUUUCGGUGCCGUAACGCAGGGCUCACUGGCGCUCAUCUUACCGGGGUAUAUCAUCUUAUGUGGUUCUUUGGAGUUGCAAAGUAGAAAUAUCGUCGCAGGAUCUGUGAGAAUGUUCUACGCAAUCAUCUAUUCGCUAUUCUUGGGUUUCGGUAUCACUCUAGGAGCUGCGCUAUUCGGAUGGAUGUAUAAAGGUGCUACGAACGAAACCUCUUGUUCAUACCCAAUCUCGCCCUGGUUCAGAUUCCUGUUCGUCCCAGCUUUUACUAUCGGUAUUUCACUCAUCAAUCAAGCUCACUGGACCCAGUUACCAGUGAUGACCAUCAUCUCAUGUAGUGGUUACGUUGUCACCUACUGGGCGGGUACGCAUUUCCAAAACUCGACAGAGUUCACAGCAGCUCUUGCUGCAUUCCUCAUCGGUCUGAUGGGUAACCUAUAUUCAAGAGUAUGGAAAGGUCUGGCAGUUUCCGCCAUGCUACCUGCCAUCUUCGUUCAAGUCCCAUCAGGUGUCGCUUCUCAAAGCUCUCUACUGUCAGGUUUGCAAAGUGCCAAUCAACUAAUAAACCACAAUGGCACCAGUGAUACAGCAGAUCUUUCAUCAUCCAUGUCCUUCGGUAUUACCAUGAUUCAAGUCUCCAUUGGUAUCACCGUUGGCCUUUUCGCAUCUACAUUAUUCAUCUACCCAUUCGGUAAGAAGAAAACAGGUCUAUUCAGCUUAUAA
Torulaspora delbrueckii is the source of this 2541-nucleotide messenger RNA. It is a transcript of the gene PRM10, whose product is annotated as pheromone-regulated protein PRM10. Gene Ontology annotation, biological process: transmembrane transport. The record is from RefSeq and is a predicted model, not a curated record. NCBI's taxonomy places the organism in Eukaryota, Fungi, Ascomycota, Saccharomycetes, Saccharomycetales, Saccharomycetaceae. Gene Ontology annotation, molecular function: transmembrane transporter activity. The coding region runs from base 1 to 2541 and encodes 846 amino acids. The transcript has a single exon.